GCGGUUUUCAGAGACUCAGUGACAGAGGACUGCAGGAAGCCCUACGGUAGUGAUGGAUGUCUACUUGAUGAUUCGCCGUCACAAGACAACAAUCUUCACUGAGGCCAAAGAGACAACAACUGUGUAUGAGUUGAAAAAGGUGGUGGAGGGAAUACUGAAGAGGCCACCAGAGGAGCAGCGGCUCUACAAAGAUGACCAGCUGCUGGAUGAUGACAAUAGGACUUUGCUAGACUGUGGCUUAAGCAGCCAAAGCUGUCGUCCUCAUGUUCCUGCCACAGUGGGCUUGGCUUUAUUUAGACCUGGCAAUGGCACCUUUGAACCAUUGCGUAUUGACCCCUUCUCAAGCACCCCAGAGCUACCUGAUAUUACGAAGUCACAGGAGUCUGGUAGCAGCUCUAGUGAGCAAGCCUUGCGUUAA
Molecule: messenger RNA, 418 nt
Organism: Chroicocephalus ridibundus (black-headed gull)
Lineage: Eukaryota; Metazoa; Chordata; Aves; Charadriiformes; Laridae
Gene: ELOB
Product: elongin B
Exons: 2
Coding region: 53-418 (121 amino acids)
Biological process (GO): transcription elongation by RNA polymerase II
Cellular component (GO): elongin complex; VCB complex
Molecular function (GO): protein binding
Source: RefSeq, a predicted model, not a curated record